AUGGAGCUGCUGUCCUACUGCUGCUGUAGGAUGGAGCUGCUGUCCUACUUCUGCUGUAGGAUGGAGCUGCUGUCCUACUUCUGCUGUAGGAUGGAGCUGCUGUCCUACUUCUGCUGUAGGAUGGAGCUGCUGUCCUACUGCUGCUGCUGUCCUACUUCUGCUGUAGGAUGGAGCUGCUGUCCUGCUGUAGGAUGGAGCUGCUGUCCUAGGAUGGAGCUGCUGUCCUACUUCUGCUGUAGGAUGGAGCUAGGAUGGAGCUGCUGUCCUACUUCUGCUGUAGGAUGGAGCUGCUGUCCUGCUGCUGUAGGAUGGAGCUGCUGUCCUACUUGUAGGAUGGAGCUGCUGUCCUACUGCUGCUGGAUGGAGCUGCUGUCCUACUUCUGCUGUAUGGAGCUGCUGUCCUACUUCUGCUGUAGGAUGGAGCUGCUGUCCUACUGCUGCUGUAGGAUGAUGGUAGGAUGGAGCUGCUGUCCUACUUCUGCUGUAGGAUGGAGCUGCUGUCCUACUGCUGCUGUAGGAUGGAGCUGCUGUCCUACUUCUGCUGUAGGAUGGAGCUGCUGUCCUAGGAUGGAGCUGCUGUCCUGCUGUAGGAUGGAGCUGCUGUCCUACUUCUGCUGUAGGAUGGAGCUGCUGUCCUACUUCUGA
Oncorhynchus masou masou (cherry salmon) is the source of this 645-nucleotide messenger RNA. RefSeq names its product keratin-associated protein 4-3-like. The coding region runs from base 1 to 645 and encodes 214 amino acids. The transcript has a single exon. The record is from RefSeq and is a predicted model, not a curated record. Lineage: Eukaryota; Metazoa; Chordata; Actinopteri; Salmoniformes; Salmonidae.